UAAACGGCUGUUCGACAUCUGCGUCUUCCUUCAUAACAUUGGCGACGAGGAUGGGAUAAGGCGACACAGGAGCUAUGGCCACCACCUUAGGAAAGCUGCCGGAAUUCUGCCCGGACACCGCCAACAUCGACGUCUACCUAGAAAGGUUCGAGCUGUUUGCCAAAGCAAACGAAAUAGACGCCGGGAAGAAGCUCGAAGUCUUCUUGACCGUCCUAGGAGAGAAGGCCUAUGUGACACGGCGUAGCUUAUUGCUGCCGAAAACGCCUACCGAGGUUAAGUACGAAGAUGCCACGAAAGUGCUGAAACAGCACUAUGCUCCAAAACGGUCUGUGGUCACCGAGCGAUACUUCUACCGACGUAACCAGGAGUCAAGUGAAACUAUCGCACAGUUUCUCGUGGAAUUGAAGAGGCUCGCCGCGACAUGCUCUUUCGGAACUUUCCUACAAGAAGCUCUACGGGAGCGCCUAAUUGCUGGAUUAUGGAGCGACACCAUCCGAUGCCGUCUUCUCGCGUUGCCCGACGACGAGGUCACAUGGGACCGGGUCUGCAAGGUAUUCACCGCCAUGGAAGCUGCACAGGAUACCCAAGACAUGCUCGUCGACAACGCUGGUGCCAGCAAUGCGGACGUGCACUGGCAAGUGCCCCCGGUUAAGCCCCACAAGCAGCAACCGACAAGGCACCGGCCAUCUAGCUACGAGCUUACCCCAACAAGCAAGUUGGAGUUUGAUGAGCACACCGAAGAACUUCUAACGGUUAACAUGCACAUGGCCCUCUUUAGGUACCGGCGGUUGCCGUGCGGCGUUGCGAGUGCACCAGCCAUGUUUCAGGCAGUGAUGGCCCAGGUUUUACAAGGCAUACCUGGCACCGCCUGUUACUUGGACGACGUGCUGAUUGCUGGCAAAAACCUUGCCGAGUGCUACAGCCGAACGGAGGAAGUGCUAAAGGCACUGAGCGCCGCUGCUGCCACGAACGCGUAA
Messenger RNA from Dermacentor silvarum, 977 nucleotides. RefSeq lists its product as uncharacterized. The coding region runs from base 75 to 977 and encodes 300 amino acids. The record is from RefSeq and is a predicted model, not a curated record. The transcript has 3 exons. NCBI's taxonomy places the organism in Eukaryota, Metazoa, Arthropoda, Arachnida, Ixodida, Ixodidae.